Molecule: messenger RNA, 1125 nt
Organism: Drosophila hydei
Lineage: Eukaryota; Metazoa; Arthropoda; Insecta; Diptera; Drosophilidae
Product: coiled-coil domain-containing protein 97
Exons: 1
Coding region: 46-1107 (353 amino acids)
Source: RefSeq, a predicted model, not a curated record
GACUGUAAGAAGAAGCAUUUGUUUACAAAUAUUCAAUUUUAUAAAAUGACACAAACGGAAACCGCGAGUAGCGAAAGCAGCUCAGAAGUGGCUGAAUUACCAAAUCAACUGUUGGAUAUAUUCAAGGCACUUGCUGAGAAUGCCAACAUUAUAUUUAAGUCUCAGCAAAUCGACGAUCCUGAGUUAAAUUUAGAAGAAAAGCAGCAAAUUGCGCAGGACGCAUUUCAGAAAAAUCGUGAAAACUUCUUAAUACGUUUUGGUAGUUACCUAAACGAGCAGCAAUUAGCCGAUUUUCAGAGUGUGGGUGUAAUAGAACCCAUCAAACCCGAUGAGAAUCUUGAGGAGAUAUCCCUACUGAUCGAAGACUUCAAAAGAAAACUCCUUUCACGCGCCAUUUGCAUCAAAAAUAGAAGAUACCAUGCAAUGCAACAGCUGCUGCAGCAGGGAGAAUACUUCAGCGAGCACGAAAUGAUGCAGCGUGCGCCAGAACUUUAUCAGGAGCUGAUCGGCCAAUACCUAACGGAACAGGAAAAGAAACAACGGGACAGCUAUGAUGUAAGGAACACUAGCUUCUCAGGCAUAUUGAUGCACACGCUGGAGCAGAAGCAGCGGGACGAGCUAUUGCAGCAACAGGUAGACACCAGUGCAGAAAUGGAUGAAACUCCCACAGCCAACGUUGACUGUGAAGUACCCGCCGCAUGUCGCCAACAAUGGGGCGGUUUCGAAGAUGACGAACCCGUGGCUUGUUCCUCAAGUCGAAAUACGCAAACCCCUUUAGCGCCAAUCAAUCGAAUAGUCACCGCGGAGUACUAUAAUCCAGGUGAAAGAGAGCUGCUGCGCAACGAGUUUAUGGGCUUGAUGAAGGAGCGUUUUCUCAGUGGCCAGGACACGGAUUUCGAUUACACAGCCGUCGAUGAUAAUGCUCAGCUGGAUGAUCUAAAGCAAAUUGAAAGAGACGAGGAAGAUGCCUACUUUGAGUCCAGUGAUGAAGAUGAAAUUGCUGCUGCAGUUGAUGAAGUGCCAUUAAAGCUGCCCAAUUCCAGCGACGAGGAUGAACUGGACGUGUAUAUGCGGCAUCUGAAUCAACAUCCCAGUUUGCAGCAUUAGUUCCUUUUUAUUUUAGCU